Messenger RNA from Rhincodon typus (whale shark), 2493 nucleotides. RefSeq names its product GRB2-associated-binding protein 2-like. Bases 1 to 1776 code for a protein of 591 amino acids. The record is from RefSeq and is a predicted model, not a curated record. The transcript has 9 exons. Lineage: Eukaryota; Metazoa; Chordata; Chondrichthyes; Orectolobiformes; Rhincodontidae.
AUGUCCUUCGUGCUGAUUGGCCACUUUGAGACUGCUGAAGGUCUCAGGCCUCACUCCGCUACAAUAUUACCUAACAAGGAUUCAUUUCUUUUCAAUAUAGAUGUCACCAGGAAUGCUGCAAUUGGAUCUCAGGCUCCCCGCUCAUCCGUUGUUGAUUUUGGUGGUUCUGCUCAAGCUCUAGUAGGAGACCACAGCACACACAGCUCUUCACAUGCCAGUCAACCAUCAGUGUUUACAUUUGAAAACCCAAUCCAGGCCCAGCCCAUCCUUUCGUCCAGUGCACCACAGGACUACCUCUUUCUCCACCAGUGCAUGAGCAAGAAAACAGAGAAUGCUAGGAGUGCCAGUUUUUCUCAGUCUGUACAAUUGCAUGGUACCGCAAAGAGAGAUGGAGACACAACCUCAGAGAAGUUAUCACAAGCAAAUUCACAUUGUGUCAAUGGGGUCAGUGAGCAAAUACAUGGCUUUCACAUUUUACCAAAACCAGAGAAACAGCACAUAGAACAAAGGGACACCACUGCUUAUGAUUUGCCUAGGAGUCUGGGAUAUGACGGUGCGGCCAAAUUUGGCUCACCUGGGUUCGACAAUGAUGACGAAGAGGUGUACACGUUUAACACUCCCAAUAGCACUCUUUGUAGAAGACUUAGUGAGAUUUCCACAGACUCCUAUGAUAUUCCAUCAACGCCGAUGUCCUGCUACAAUAUUCCAAGGACAUUCACUUUUGACAGAAACCACAACCCGCUAUCCACGAGCUCUGGUGAUUCAGCAGCUGCACCUCCUCCACGGCCACCAAAGCCUGUUCAGAUAGAUCGGAAGCCAGACUGGGGUAGCCCUAAGCAAUACACUCGCAAUAGCAAAGGAAAACAAGCAUUGUCUGCAGCUACAAUCCCUAGAAGAAAUACCCUUCCAGCAGUGGAUAACAACAGACUACACAGAGCUUCUUCAUGUGAAACAUAUGAUUAUCCCCGUCACGCUACUAAUAACGAAGGCCUCUCGAUGGAGUCUGUUAAUGAUGGAUUCAGCUCUUACUUGAGAUCAACAUGCACAGCAUCCCGCUCAGAAAGUUUGGAAUCAGAAGAUAACUAUGUGCCAAUGAACCCAGGUUCCUUAUCUUCAUUUGUUACAACCACUGUAGAGAGUUGUCAGGAUGUCUACAUACCCAUGAGUCCUGGUCCACACCACUUUGACUUCCCCGGAUUCUCCUCAGCAACAUUCCCCACACGCAAAGGAAGUUCGGCAUCUCUCUGCCAUAAACCCAACUUUCCUGGAGAUUUGCUGCCACCUCCAGUCAACCGUAAUCUCAAACCAGACAGAAAAUCCAAAGCAGGAACUGUGGAAUCACGAAAUCACACAUUUAUUGAUGAGCUUCCCUUCAAGUCUCCUGUAACCAGAUCUUGGUCCAGGCCCAUAGCUGCUGUAAACCCCGUUUCUUCACAAAAUUGCCGUCCAUUAUCAACACAAAGUGUCACCAGCACCGACUCAGGAGACAGUGAGGAAAAUUACGUUCCAAUGCAGAAUCCAAUUUCUACCUCUCCAAUGAAUGCUGUGACUGGCAGCCCUGGUGCAAGGAAGACUGGGAGUGUGGAUUAUUUAUCUUUAGAUUUUCAGCCUAGCUCUCCUGGUCCUCAUCGAAAGCCUUCCACAUCCUCAGUGACAUCAGAUGAAAAAGUAGACUACGUACAAGUGGAUAAGGAGAGGACCCAGGCUCUACAGAGCACCAUGCAAGAGUGGACUGAUGUGAGACAAUCCAGUGAGCCUUUGAAGAGUCUGAAAUAGCAAUAUAAAGGAAAAACAAUGGAAAGCAAAGUGUUUGCAGUUCUGUAAAAGAUGAAUGCACUUUCUAUUACACGAUAGUAUGCCAGAAUGGGAGAAGAGGCAUUAUUUCUUGAAUUGUCUCAAAAUUUUACAGAUAGCUUUCCAUUACCUUGUGAUAUAGCAGCUACUUCAUUGUACCUGUUCAAACCAGAAGGCAUUUCUUCCAUAUGUUCACUCAAAAAAGCUUACAAGAUAAGGCAGAUUUCACAAUUGUCAAACAUUUGCCGCAUCUAAGUAUCUCCUAUUAUACUUUGCUUAACAAAAACUUGUGAUAAGAGUAAAGAAUGAAAUUGUUAGCUACCUGAUUGAAUUCCUUCAGCACAAGAGGAUUUUGAGAAGACUAACUAUUUUCGCCGUACUGUCAUUUAAUGUCAUGGAAGCUUGAAACCUUUUUGAAACACAGCAGCAGAAUAUAAUAAGUUGUAAGUGAACUGAAGUAAAUUAUUUCAGCAAUAAAAACUGAAAAUCCUGGAAAAACCCAACAGGUUUGGCAGCAUUUGGAGAGGGAAAAAUAAAAUUAAUGUUUUCAGUCUAGUUAUGACUUCUUCAGAUCUUCAGAGUUCCAAAAAAGAGUGGUGAAUCAUACUGGACUCGAAACAUUAGCUUUGUUCCUGUCUCCACAGAUGUUGAGUUUCUCUGCACUUUCAUUUUUUAUUUUGGAUCUCCAGCCUCUACAAU